Molecule: messenger RNA, 1247 nt
Organism: Dichomitus squalens LYAD-421 SS1
Lineage: Eukaryota; Fungi; Basidiomycota; Agaricomycetes; Polyporales; Polyporaceae
Product: GroES-like protein
Exons: 5
Coding region: 66-1139 (357 amino acids)
Molecular function (GO): oxidoreductase activity, acting on NAD(P)H
Source: RefSeq, a predicted model, not a curated record
CACUCCGCCUACAUCGCACCUUUCUCACAGCGGUUCUGCAUCACUCUCCAAUCUCUUUCUACCCCAUGCCUGUACCCUCUCUCCAGAAAGCUCUUUUCCUUGAGGAAAAGCAAGGCCAAUGGGCUGUCAGGACCACCGAGGUUGUCAGGCCUGAAUCUGGCGACAUCGUCGUGAAAGUCGAAGCAGCCGCCCUUGGCGGUGUAGAAUGGAAGAUCCAAGCCUGGGGCGUCCUCGUCAAGAAGCAUCCCGUCAUACUCGGCCUUGAUGGUGCAGGCACGGUUGUGGAGCUCGGCGAAGGCGUCACGACGUUCGCAGUCGGUGAUCGAGUUCUGUUCCAAGGAAACUGGGACGCCGCUACAGGCACGGGAACCGGUACCUUCCUGCAGUAUUUCACAAUCCCUGCUCAGUUUGUCGCUAAGAUCCCAGACAACAUCUCGUUUGAAGCCGCUUCUACAGUGCCUCUUGGGGUCGGCACCGCGGCAUUCUCUAUCUACAACCAGGCCGACUCCGCACCUUCUGCCAGGUGUCUCGCCCCUUGGCUACCUGGAGGCCGAGGCAAGUAUGCGGGGAAGUCGGCCGUGAUCCUUGGCGGAUCGACAUCCCACGGCCAAUACGCUUUACAGUUGGCCCGUCUCUCCGGCUUCUCGCCUAUCAUCACCACUGGUUCCUUGCGCAACGCCGACCUCCUCAAGUCUUUCGGCGCCACCCAUGUCCUCGACCGCAAGCUGUCUGACGAAGAGAUCAAAGCGCAGGUGACCCAGAGCGCUGGCGGGCCCGUCGAGCUCGUGUACGACGCUGUCUCUACCGCUGCGACGUUCCCCCUUGCGCUUGCCCUGACUGCGCCUGGGGGCAACAUGCUCGUGGUCCAGGUUGCUCCAGAUAAGCUCGUUGAAGAAGCUCGGAAAGACGGAAAGACGGUGCAUAAGAUUCAUGGCGUGUUCAGGACUCCCAUCAACCACGAGAUCAGCACAACACUGUUGGCGAAGCUGCCUGAAUUGCUGGAGAGUGGCGGUAUCAAGCCAAACCGUUGGGAAGUGCUCCCAGGAGGGUUGAACGGCAUUGUAGGUGGACUUGAGCGUAUGAAGAAUGAUCAAGUCAGUGGGGUCAAGUUGGUCGUGCGCCCGCAGGAGACCGAUUGAGUCAGAAAUGAUGCCUUUCAUCUUGCUGUAGGAAUACCGCUAUUCUGCGCUACUCGCACUGCAGUCGUCCGUGCGCCGAUAUGAUAUUGAUGAUAAACAUCAGUUCCC